This is a messenger RNA of Macrobrachium nipponense, 2653 nucleotides long. RefSeq names its product DNA ligase 4-like. Lineage: Eukaryota; Metazoa; Arthropoda; Malacostraca; Decapoda; Palaemonidae. Gene Ontology annotation, molecular function: ATP binding; DNA binding; DNA ligase (ATP) activity. Gene Ontology annotation, biological process: nucleotide-excision repair, DNA gap filling; double-strand break repair via nonhomologous end joining; DNA recombination. Gene Ontology annotation, cellular component: DNA-dependent protein kinase-DNA ligase 4 complex; DNA ligase IV complex. The record is from RefSeq and is a predicted model, not a curated record.
CCUGACAGUUUCUUUCCUAUGCUUCGAGUGUUACUACCAGCUCUAGAUCGUGCAAGAGGUGCAUAUGGUGUAAAGGAACGUAAGCUGGCAGAACUUUAUAUACGCAUAUUGGGCUUAAAAAAGGAUGGAACAGAUGGUCAAAAGCUUUUGAAUUUUAGAAAACCAAAGUCGUUAGCUGCAGGUGAGACUGGAGAUUUUGCAGAUGUAGCGUAUUAUGUACUUAGAAGUCGAUGCCCUGAUGCAGGAAAAAUGACCUUAGAGGACGUUGAUGAUCGUCUGACAGGUAUUGCCGAGAAUUAUGCUGCUAAAAAUCAUGAGGAAGUUGAGCGUUCACUAUUGGUAAUGCUGCGCAGUAUGACCGCAACAGAGCAGAAAUGGCUGAUUCGUGUAUUACUCAAAGAUAUGAGGCUUGGAAUUGGGCAAGGAACAAUCUUCAAUGCUUGGCAUCCUGAUGCCAAGGACUUAUAUGAUGUUAAUAAUAGUUUGGAGAAGGUUUCAGUAGCAUUGCGAGAUCCAAGUGUUCGAUUACAUGAAAUAGAGGUAUCUUUAUUCUCUGCCUUUCGUCCCAUGCUUGCUGAAAGGGCAUUGUUAGAGAAAGUUGAGACUCAGAUGAAUCACAAGGCAUAUUAUGCUGAGACAAAGUAUGAUGGAGAAAGAUCUCAGAUUCACAAGAAAGGCAGAGUUUAUAAGUAUUUUUCAAGGAAUGGUUUUGACUUUACUGACAACUUUGGUGCCGACCCAAAAUCUGGACUUUUUACACCUUACUUACAUGGAUUGUUUCUUCCAAGUGUUGAAGAUGUUAUCUUGGAUGGGGAAGUAGUUUCUUGGAGUAAAACUCAUAAAUCAAUUAUCAGCAAAGGUGAGCACAUGGAUGUUAAGAAUUUGCGUGAAGAUGGAGAUUAUCAAGUUUGCUUAUGUGUUUUUGACAUCAUUUAUUUGAAUGGUGAAGUUUUGACCAAUCAGCCAUUAUCAGAGAGAUUAAGCAAACUGAAGGGUGUGAUCACUCCCCAUGAGGGCCGUGUAAUUAUAUCCCCAAGGACUACAGUACAGUCAAAAGAGGAUGUUAUUAAAAUUCUGAAUGAAGCAAUUGACAAUCGAGAAGAGGGUGUUGUCUUAAAGGACCCAGAUUCUGUUUAUCGUCCAGCUUCUCGUAAGGCAGGAUGGAUUAAAGUGAAGCCUGAGUAUGUUGACUCACUUGUGCCAGAGCUGGAUUUAUUGAUUAUUGGUGCAUAUUAUGGAAAGGGAAGAAGACAAGGUGUCUUGUCUCAUUUCUUGUUGGCAGUUGCUGUUGAAACAGAGCCAGGUGGAAAGCCACGAGAGUUUCAUUCGAUUUGCCGUGUUGGAUCAGGUUACACAGUUGCUGAACUAAGUGACCUUGUUGACAAACUUUCUCCUCAUACAAGUAGACAGCAGCCUUCAGGAGUUAUUGUCUCCAGAGAAAAACCAGAUAUCUGGAUAAAUCCUGUUAAGUCUUGCGUUGUUCAGGUUAGAGCUGCAGAAGUGGUGAAGAGUCUCCUAUAUCAGACUGGUGUAACUUUAAGAUUUCCCCGAGUGGAGAAAGUUCGUUAUGACAAACCUUGGUAUGAUAUACUGACGACAAAGGAACUAAAUGAAUUGGAACAGGAAGCAAGUGGUAAACUUGCAACCAAACAUUACAUCGACACAGGUGAUGAGCCUGCAGCCAAACGGAAAACUCCAUCAAAAGCGGAUCAUCCCUCAUUACCUUCACAUUUUAGACCAGCUGAUUUAACAAAAGUUGUAAAGAAAGCUGAUGUGCUUGCUGGCAAGGAGAUUUGUGUCAUGGGAGGUGAUGAAAGUUUGACUAAACAACAAAUAGAAAAAUUAAUUGUUGAGCAUGGGGGAUCUUUUAUUCAGCACCCAAGAAAGGAUACCUUCUGCAUUGUGUCAGAUGCUUUCUCUGUUCGAGUAAAUAAUUAUGUCAAAACUCACAAUAUAGUGCGCCCAUCUUGGAUUGAGCUGUGUGUUAAGAAGAGUGCCUUGAUGCCUUUUGGACCUUUAGAAGUGUUGUCACUUCUUGAUGGGAAAAGAGACAGCAUGAAGGAGCUCUUUGAUGAAUUUGGUGACAGUUACACCGACCCCCUGGAUGAACAAACGCUGAAGAGGAUAAUGUGUAAUAUGAAAAAAAAGGUAAAGUCAUGGAAGGAGCUGUCGCCAGAAGAAAUGUAUGAGCUUGAUCAAGAGUUGUGUGAACCUGACAACAUUAAUGGUCUGUUUCGAGUGAUUGCUGCUCAUUUCUAUGAUUGUGAUUGUAAUGAUCUCCCAGCUCUUGCUUUUAGGCUGCAUGGUGGAACACCAGAGAGGGAUCUGUCCAAAGCUAGUCAUGUAAUCAUUACAAAUAGUGAUAAACUUACACUUCGACCUAGUGAGUUAGCUGGCCAGCAUUUGGUGACCAGUGAUUGGAUCUACGACUGCAUAGAAAAGAGAAAACUUUUAGAAGCAAGACAUUAUGCACCGACAUAGAUUCCUUGGUAAACAUUUGUUUAAUAAUAUAUGGAAAUGUAUUAUUUGUAGUAUAUAUAUUUAUAUAUGGAAUAAUCCUGCAAUACAGCACUGUGAUUUUUUAUUAAUUAUGGUUAUGUAUAUACUAAUGUAUUUGUAUGAAUUUGCAAAAUACAUUCACUCCGUAUGUUUA